AUGGCAUUACAGGAUCAAGAUCUUUUCAUAGUUUUAUCGCAUGCUUCCAUAUUCCUCAAUCAAAACGACUUGUUAAAUUUGAGCCUAACGUCCAAAGAAAUCCAUGAUGUAAUCGCAAUCCCUUACCUUUAUAGAAAUAUCCACAUCACUAAAAAUCCUGUUUUAAGGACAAAAAAAUGGUUUUUGGAGGGGGGAAUAACUUAUAUAAGUGGUUAUAGAUCGAUAUUGAAGACUGGCGAUAAGAAUGACAUAUUUUUAUAUGAUAAAAUUGAAAGGCUAUUGGAGGCAUCACACCUGAAGUCUAUAUUACAAUUAACAGUAGAUGAGGAUUUAUUUCACAAUAGGGAGGAAGGACUGCAAUUGCUACAAAGAUUGGUAAAUAAAGUUAUUGAAUUAAAUAUGAUUGAAAUUCUUGACAUCAAAGAUUCUGUUUUAUUUGAGUUGUGUUCGGGAAACUAUUAUGGUUUAACAUGUUUAAAAAAGUGGGUAGUAGAUAGUGAAAUUGGAUUUGAUAAUAUCAGAUUAUGCAAGAAUCUUAAAAGUUUAAAAUGGAAAUUACCUGCGUCCUUAGAUUUACAGAACAUAAUGGCCCCCGAAGUGGGUACCUUGUUAAUGAAACAAUUGGAUGGAGGAGAAUUAGAAAUCAAAGAUGAAGCGUAUUCUAGCUUAAGGGCAUUUGAGUACUUUGAUUUUCUAAACCUCCGUUUCGAGAACAUACGCCGCUUAAAGUUUAAUCACGUUCACAAACAAAGCGACGGGACUAAUACUUCUGUAAAACUAUCUUCCCAUGCCUUCAAGGAUGUGGUUAAUUUAUCCAAUCUCAAAGCUCUUGAACUAGAGUUUUCUUGUGAGGUGGAUGGUUGUGAAUGUGAUGACGACUUUCUUCAAGAGUUGGCAGGUGAUCUUGUUUCCUUGGUAAGUUUAGGAUUUAUUGAGAAGACAUUCACUAAAAAAGGGUACCAUUAUAUGGACGAGAACUGGGAUUUGGUUAUUAAUAAGUUUAUUUUGAAUUUACCUGACGUGGGUAAAAAUCUGCGCUUGUUAAGCAUACGACAUGACACACCUUUAGAUGGUAAAGGAAUCGAUACCGUUGAUGGAAACUUGCUGCGCCGUAAAAAGCUUUAUGAAAAGGUUUUACCAAAGCUAACUUCAUUGGAAACAAUAGUGGCCCCAACAGUAUUGCAGUCAAUUACUUCAUACGAAAUGUAUGCAUGUGAUCUUCUGUGGAAUGGCUGCAAGUGCGCAUUUUGCUCGAGAUACCUACCAUUGUUUGAUAAGUACAUCAUGAACCAUCAAUACUUCUCGACUCCAGAGGCCCGAUAUUUGGACAUUAUACCAAUAGUCUUUGCGACAUAUACUGGCAAAUCCCUUUCUAAAAGGUUUGACCCUCAGAAGAACUGGGAUUUGAAUCUAUUACAGAAUGCUCCUGAGGAAGCGGCCUGGAAUUUUCAUGGUUUUGAAAAGAUUCAUCACUUUGCAAGCUAUGAAUGUUACUUUGACGAAUCCUCCUUUGAGCCCUUAGCAAUUAUCAUUUCGCAUUUCUUUGAUCCUUACAUGAAUUACCUGGUCAAAACAUUGCCAAACCUUCGCCAAGCUAUGUUGUCCGGCAUCUACUUCAGCGUAAAUUCAAAAUCACACAUUUAUGAAUCUAUUUACGACUGA
Saccharomyces mikatae IFO 1815 is the source of this 1662-nucleotide messenger RNA. It is a transcript of the gene ROY1, whose product is annotated as Roy1p. Bases 1 to 1662 code for a protein of 553 amino acids. Lineage: Eukaryota; Fungi; Ascomycota; Saccharomycetes; Saccharomycetales; Saccharomycetaceae. The transcript has a single exon. The record is from RefSeq and is a predicted model, not a curated record.